UUUGUUGGCAGGAAGUCAGUGAAAAUCUUCAUGCCUUCGGGGGAUGGUUUGGAAUCUCUCUCACCUUACAUUCUCCUCCCCGACUUUCAGCGCCGCGUUGCCAGUGACAGAAUGCAAAACUGACUGAGAGAGUUUCUAAAACAAGGACUGGACAGCUUUUGUUGUUUUGUUUUCAUUUUGCACAAGCAGCAGGGAUUUAUAUUGAAGUUGAAUGUCGAGUAGGUUUCUCUCUCUCUUCCUGAGUCUUCUGUAAAGAGCUGGAAUUAAUCCUGACAAGAUGUCAUCCUCAAAUGAUUGUGGAGCCUCUUCAUGGGAACUUAAUGUUCAGGUGGAUCAGCCAAAUGAAGAUACACCUUUGGAGUUUAAUUUGAGAGUAACAGGGGACUUUCAUGUUGGAGGCGUCAUGCUAAAAUUAGUGGAGCAAAUUCCAGUACCUCAGGACUGGUCAGACUAUGCUCUUUGGUGGGCAAAGAAAAAAUGCUGGCUUCUGAAGACACAUUGGACUCUGGACAAAUAUGGAAUCCAGGCUGAUGCUAAAUUGUUGUACACUCCACAACAUAAAUCAUUAAAAUUGCAGCUACCCAAUAUGAAGACAGUAAGGUUAAAAGUUAGUUUCUCAUCUGUGGUCUUCAGGGCCGUUAUUGAUAUCUGCAAGACUCUGAAUAUUCGUAGGCCGGAGGAACUUUCCCUGUUGAGACCACGAGAUAACAUUUCAAAAAAAAGGAAAGAGAAGAACAGUAAGCAUGCUGUUGAAGAAGAUAUUCUCGACUUGGACCAAGUGGCAGUUUCUCCAGGAUCAAUAGCAAGUCCUGGUCUGUACAGCAAGACGAUGACUCCCAUAUAUGACCCUGUCAACGGAACACCUGUCUCUUCUACAAUUACAUGGUUCAGUGAUAGUCCUCUAGCUGAACGCAACUGUAACGUCCUGGCUGUUAGCCAGCCGAUUCUUACACCAGAGGCUCUGGCCAAAAUGUACCGGCCACAGAAUCAAGUGGACAAAGCAGAGCUUAAUGCCGGAUGGCUAGAUUCAUCACGUUCACUGAUGGAACAAGGCAUCCAGAAGGAAGAUAAGCUACUGUUGCGUUACAAGUACUACAGCUUCUUUGAUCUGAACCCGAAAUAUGAUGCGGUCCGAAUAAACCAGCUAUAUGAGCAAGCACGGUGGGCAAUUCUGCUGGAGGAAAUUGAUUGCACUGAGGAAGAAAUGUUAAUAUUUGCAGCAUUGCAGGGCUUAGUUGUUACUGAUCACUCGUCCAGUGAUUCUAACAUGAUGCAGCCAUCUUCAAAAUAUGUACAGGUUGCUGAAUUUAACAAGAAGAUCUCUUAA
Messenger RNA from Rhincodon typus (whale shark), 1327 nucleotides. It is a transcript of the gene fermt1, whose product is annotated as FERM domain containing kindlin 1. The coding region runs from base 278 to 1327 and encodes 349 amino acids. Gene Ontology annotation, biological process: integrin-mediated signaling pathway; cell-matrix adhesion. The transcript is spliced from 10 exons. Gene Ontology annotation, cellular component: focal adhesion. The record is from RefSeq and is a predicted model, not a curated record. Gene Ontology annotation, molecular function: integrin binding. NCBI's taxonomy places the organism in Eukaryota, Metazoa, Chordata, Chondrichthyes, Orectolobiformes, Rhincodontidae.